UACAAUGUCAUUUGUGUGAAGAAAAGAAAAUUCAUGUUAUCGCGAUUUCCCAUAAAACUAUUUUUCAUAAAUCAAUUAGAAAGUGAAAUUAACGGAAAUACAUAAACUAUUAUUGUCCAUUUACAUACCUUAAUCACCCCUCUAGAGGUGGAAGAUAAUAUAUAAAGAGACGUUCUAGCGCUUGAGAUAGCUAGUUUUCUUUUCAAAAUUUCGAAUUCGUACAUUAGGCAAGGACUAAGUGCCUUAGUUAUUAAUUUACGGAAAAUAAACAUAGUUUAAUUUAUCGUUUGAUAUUUGCAAUUGAAAAUGAAAUUUCUAAUCUUUCUUUUUUUAACUGCUUUUGCAAUAACAAUCUUUGUCGAGGCGCAAGAUAUUUCGAAUCUUUUGAACGAUAGACGUUACGUGCAAAAACAAAUUAAUUGUAUUUUGGGUCAAGGCCAUUGUGAUGUUGUGGGAAGGAAAAUCAAAGAGUUAUUACCGGAAGCUUUGAAUAAUCAUUGCCGUCGUUGUACACCUCGACAAAUGGCACACGCACGCACAUUGAUCGCAUUUAUGAAAGAAAAUUAUCCAAACGAGUGGCAUAUUAUUGUACAACGUUAUACAGCAAUGCCGUAUUAUAAAAAUUACAGAAGAACUUAAUAAAAUGACAGUAACGAAGGAGGAGCGUCGUAUUCUACUGAUAAAUUUUGAUGGACCUUGAAACGAACAAUAAAAUAUUAACAAUUUCA
Osmia lignaria (orchard mason bee) is the source of this 728-nucleotide messenger RNA. Its product is annotated as ejaculatory bulb-specific protein 3. NCBI's taxonomy places the organism in Eukaryota, Metazoa, Arthropoda, Insecta, Hymenoptera, Megachilidae. The record is from RefSeq and is a predicted model, not a curated record.